This is a messenger RNA of Cebus imitator (Panamanian white-faced capuchin), 5328 nucleotides long. RefSeq names its product stimulated by retinoic acid gene 6 protein-like. The record is from RefSeq and is a predicted model, not a curated record. The transcript is spliced from 18 exons. Gene Ontology annotation, cellular component: plasma membrane. Bases 2595 to 4475 code for a protein of 626 amino acids. Gene Ontology annotation, molecular function: signaling receptor activity; retinol transmembrane transporter activity. Gene Ontology annotation, biological process: vitamin A import into cell. Lineage: Eukaryota; Metazoa; Chordata; Mammalia; Primates; Cebidae.
UAAAUUUAAUAAUUAAACCAUACCUCUGGAGAAUAACUAGAGGCUGUCCUGUGAUAAGCUCACAGCACGCAGGAAACAAGCACAACCUUUGUGAUACACUGUUGAAUUUCCUUCUGAGACAUCACCCAGGCUGUGAACCCGGCUACAUCCUGGGCCUCAGUACAGUAACUCUUCCUAACCUGGGUCUGGUGUAGUCGGUAAUCUCUUUCCUCACUGCCAACUGCAGCACCAUUGCAUAACUCCUGGAAAGAAGCCUCUGCUGGAGGACUCCGUUCUAUACAAUGUUUUUAUCGGUAACCUAGAUGAACUCAGGGAGUAUUCAAAUGCCCCCAAAGAAAUUAAUAUACAUUGGAUAGGAAGAGAACUAUUCAACAAGUCUUGUGUAGCUUAGCAUGGUGAAGAGAAAUCACAUGCUGAAAUGUUCUGGAGAUAAAUGUGGCGUUCUAUGUUUGAGUUUGGCAUAACCGUGAGCAAGCCCAAUAGAGGGCAAAUGAAAUCUAUCAUGCUAGUUUCAAAACGGUCCAAGUACAGAGCAUGGCAGCCCCUCGGAAGUGAGUCCUUACUACUGUGAACCAAAUUUUCCUGAAUUUAAGCAUUUUAAAACCCAUGUCAUUGCUUUUCUUCCCACUUUAAGGUAGCUGCCUUCCUGAUGUCCCCAGAGCAGUAGGUGAUGAUGCAAUAAUGACUCUUCCUUAAUUAUGGUAUGAAGAGAGGAAUUGUAAAAUUAUGAGAAAAAUUGCCACGAUCAUCCAAGAAUUUAAAAUAUCAAUGGAACCAGGAAGCACGCCUUGGAUGGGCACUCCUGGAAGAGAUAGCAUCUCCAUGUGCCUAGAAGGAGACCUUUGCAAUUCUUUUCUAUGAAUCAUGUGACAAAGAUGCACCAAGAACUGCUUCUUCCAGUGAAGGAGACGGACUUCCUGGUUUCAGAGGAAAUGCAUUUACAGUGUUUCUUUGCUUUUAGACAUCCAGCCCAAGAGUUAUGUUGUACUCAAUCUUCCUAUUUUUCUCUACCUUUUGUUUUUCUUUCAUCAUUUUCGUUUUGAGAAUAAGUAUGUAUGGGGCCUUCCCUGUAUCCCAGACAUCAUGUUGAAUCAGAUCUAGCUGUGGCUUCCAAGCCAUUCUGGCCCAGAGGGGACUGUGACUUUGUGAUUGUGUGUGCUCAGUACGUGGCACAUAAUCAGCUCCCAAUGAUAGCCAGUGUUCACUGAGUGCUUAGGCACCAUGCUAAGUAUUUUGUCUAUUAGCUCAUUUCAGCCCACUGUCCAUAAAGUAGGUAUAGCUUAUCUUAGGUAAAACUGAGGCUUAGAGAGGUUAACAAGGAAACUUGCCUGAAGUUACACAGCUGACAAAUGAUGGAGUUGGCCCUCAAAUCCGCACUUGGAACCACUGCACCUGACUACUUCUCCAGAAGUAUGUGUUAAAUUAACAACUAAAUGCUUGACAUGAGAAGGAUGUAGGCCAAGCCAUGACAGAAGAUUGCAUCACAGUGAUCAGAAGAUAUUUCAUGGCAGAUUCUGCUUGAGGCAGGACUUAAUGAAAAAGAGCAAUGCAGAUCAGUAGAGGUGAGAGAAGCCAUUCCAGGCAGGAGUGAAGAGGUCAGGGUUGGCAAACACAGAUGGCCUCGGUUUGUCAAUUAUGGUGUCUGUUCACUGCUUCCAUGACCCUCUCCCACUCCACCAUGGCUGAUUUGAUCAGGGGUGUUAUGAACUGAACAAUGUCUCUCUCCCAAAUUCCUAUGUUGAAGCCCCAACUCCCAGUACCUUGGAAUGUAACUGUAUUUGGAGAUGGGACAUUUAAAGAGGUAAUUGCAUCAAAAUGAAGCUUUAUCCUUAAAGGAUGGACCACAUGGUGUUUGUGAGUCCUCUACAUUCUGUGCUGUGUCUGUAAGGGUAACACCAGCUGCUAUAACAAAUAAGCCUCACACUUCACCAGCUUAUUAUGAAAGAACUUUGCUUCUUGCUCAUGCACUAGUCUGUGAGAGGAUAGCUGGUAUAGAGGACAGUUUUCUCUAUGUGGUGAUUCGUGGACCCAGGUGCCCUCCAUCCUGUGAUUUCAUAUCCUUUAGAGCCUUAGAGUCCAACCAGCAGAUGCGGAAGAGGAAGGUGGGAAAGACACACUUGUUCCUUGGUCAUCUUGGCCUAGAAGUGAUACAUAUCACUUCGGCUCACACUCCAUGGGUGAGACCUGGUUUGUGUCUGUCCCUAGAUGUCAGGGGGCCUGGAGAGUAUGGCUUGGGAUGAAAAGAUCCUUACUUUAUAGAAAGGGAAUAGGAACACCUGGUGGAAAGCUGGCGGGUCCUCCCACGUGGUUGCAAUUUAGUUCUGAGCUUGUCUUCAGCCUCAGCUCCCUGCAAACAGUUGCCUUGUUUACAAGAGAAUCUGGAAGCCAGUGGUCCUAGUUUAUUGCCUGUAAUAAUUUUUACAGCUAACGAAAGGGGCCAUGGCUGCUGGGCGAAGCUCCGACAGUUCAGGGGAGUGGUGUUCACAGCAGGGGCUUGAAAGGGCCAGCAGGAGCCCAGGAGAAACAGGAGCGUGACUCCUGAAUUUGCAGCACAAGAAGGGGAGGAAGAGCUGAGCAGUCAGCAGUGUUCUGGAAUGAGGAAGCAGGCUGUCUGCUUGCUUUCAUUUCUUAGGACCAGGCAGUUAAAUGGCACCUGUACCAGCUCGGUAGACAUGGAGCUCUUCCUCCAUUACUCCCUCAUCCCAUCACUCUUCAUCAUUUUGAUCUUGUCCUUCCUCCAAAGACGAGAGUAUCGUAGACAGAGAGAUGAUACCUCUUACCUCCUGGGGAACCGCUUUGGAAUUAUCAUGCCUCUGGACUUCGUGGGCACUUUCAGUAACCGAUGGUCCUAUGGAAUCGCCUUUGGGGCCACAGCCAAUAAGGUCAUGUUUUUGUUCUCAGAAGGCUACCAGCCCCUGCAGAUCCCACACUGGGCCCAAGCCUUUGAGCUUCUGAUUGGAGGCCUUGAAGUUGGCCUGUCUCACUUCCCCUUCUUUGCCUGCCUCUCGUCGGAGUUCCAGCUGGUCAGCUCCACCCUGGGCUUCUGCUACUCUCUUAUCUGGUUUGCUGUCACCGUUCUUCAAGUUUCACAGUGUCCCCAUGGGCAGUUUGUGGGGAAGUACGAGACCCUUGUGUUCUACUGGCCCUCACUGCUCUGCCUCGCUUUCCUGCUGGGCCGCUUCCUGUAUAUGUUUGUCAAGGCUCUGAGGGUGCACCUUGGCUGGGAGCUCCAGGUGGAAGAAAAGCCUGUCCUGGAAGCGCACCAGGCAGAGCACGUCAAGCAGCUCCUGAGGACACCCCGCCCACAAGAAGAAAAAAAGUCUUGGUUCCAAACCAGGAUAUACGAGUGGGAUCCCUGCUUUCAAUUCCCAAGCAGAAUGAUUGGAACCAUUGUAUUGGCUUUCAUCUGCCUGUACCUUUUCAUUGUCAUCGAGUUCUGCAUGUUUGUGUAUGUGAGAGAUGAGCUGGACAUGUUUGAAAACAAGCUGGAGAGCUACAUCAACUCCAUGAACCAUUCAGGGAUCCUGACCCCAGGCAUCCUGCAGGUGAAACAGCUCAUCAGCGUUACCGAAGGAGUCUGGGUGGCAACCAUUUUGCCUGCCUCGCUCACGUGUGUGAGCUAUCUCUUCCACAUUUUGGUCUGUUACAGAAAGCACAUAAAGAGGCUCUGGGCAGGAGAUAAACACUUUCUGCCUUUGAAGUUCCAUAACCCGGCCUCAUCGGAGAGCGUGGUGGCCAUUGCAAGGUACUCUGGCUGGCAAAUAGCCUAUAUUCUAUGGGGCUACCUCAUCAUUCACGUGGUGCAGAGCCUAUGUGGCAUGGCAAUCAUGUACGGCCUGGUGCUGCCCAUCGUCCACAAACAGGGCCUGGAGAUGCUGCGAGGGCUGGGCAUCGGGAUCCUCACCAUAUCCAUUGUUGUGGGUCUCAUGAUCCUGCAGAUGUGGAUCGCCACCAGCUUCUUCCUACAGCCAAAGCUGGGCGCAGCUGACAAGCAGAAGCCCCUGGCUCUCAACAACAGGAAAGCAUUCCACAACUUCAGCUACUUCCUGUUUUUCUACAAUGUGCUGCUGGGCCUGGGUGCCUGCCUCUCCAGGCUGCUCAUCAGUUGCUUCCUGGGCAUGUGGCUGAUUGCCCGCAUUGACAGGACCAUCAUGCAGAGUGGCUAUGAGGGAGCAGACAUGGGGUUCAGUGCAUGGAUCGGCAUGCUCUACGUGGACCAUUACCACACCAACCCUGUGCUCGUCAGCUUUUGCCACAUUCUGAUCACAGAUCAUAGGGAGAGGAAGCUGCAGCAGACCACCAAAUACUGGUGCCUAAAUCAGUCGGCAGGUCCCCGUGUCUCAGCUAGGUCCAGAACAAGGUGGCUCCUGUUGCAGACCCUAAUCAAGAACCCAAGACUCGUCAUGCUCAGAAAAUCAAAAUUAGGGCACAGUUCCCAGGAGUCCCAAAUUCUGAUGACAUGUUCGGAGAGCUGAUGCUGGCCCCCAUCAUCUGCUCCAAGGCCAGGCUAGGACAUCUGCCACCAAGAGAGGGCUCAGUCUAACCAGCAGCUGUCUCCUGCAACGAAAUGGGAUGGCACAGGCACCAUCCAUGCAGACAGUAGACAACAUUGGCUACUCAUGGAAUGGCCACCUGGACUGAGGGAUGAAGCCUGACUAUUUUACUCCCUUGGCAAAAAAGAUUAAAAAACUAAAGAAAAGUCUGUUGAACAAACUUUGCCCAUUAAUGACUUCCACUAUCCAUUGUGGGUAGGCAGCCUUGGAGAGUUACCUGGUAAAAAGCACUUAGUUUACCUACAAGGCAGAAUUUUAUGUCACUGGAGAAGGUAGUAAAAUAUGUACAUCAGGAGAGUUUAACCAUCAGAUCCCAUUUUUCUCUGGAACAGAAUGUGGAUUUCAAUCCGACAGCAUCCUCAUUGCUUCUGUCUUGCCAGGCUUUAUCACAGAUGGGAAAGAAGGAACUCCAUGAUUCUGGCCCCCAAUUUUGUUGGACCUUUGCAGGCAUACAACAGGCUUUCUCUCCCAUCACCACUGAUAUGGGAGGGGAAUGGAUCAGAGCUAACUUGGGCCUUAGUCAUACAGCAGAUGCACAGAUUCUUUCUGAGAAGGGUGAGAUUACUUGGAAAAGCCACCUGUCUGAAGAUACAAAGACAGGGUGGGCAGGUAUUCUAGUGGGGGAUCACAAGAGUAAAGUUGUGUGAGCUAGAAAGCCUCAAGCAUGUUUGAGGAGGGUGAGCCAUGUGACAUGUCAGGUUACAGAGCUCUAGGGGCUGGCCAAGACCAUCCCAAGAAGGGCCAAAUGUCAUGCCAGGAGGCUUGGACAUUUGUC